CUGUCAAAUUCUGUUUUGGUGUGGCGCGGACGCGGCGAUUAGUAAAUAAUUUGAUUUUAUGAGAAUUCUUCAACUAAGAUACAUAUUUCUUCACAACGCGAAUAAAAUGGCUUCAGCCGCGAAGAAAGCUAAGUUAUCAGUUCCUUCAACAAGUGCAGAAACUAAGACAAACCUUGAUGAAUUGAUGAAGAGUAUUCAAGCAAAACGUGAGGACACUGCAGAGUCGAUUUUAAAGUAUAAGUUCAAUAAAAAACGUCUUAGAAUUGUGUCUCAGGAGCAGAUGGUGGCGGAGAAUUGCGAAGGGAUCGUGUACUGGAUGUCUAGAGACAGUAGGGUACAAGAUAACUGGGCAUUUCUAUUCGCGCAAAAACUUGCGUUGAAGAACGAAGUCCCGCUGCAUGUGUGUUUCUGCCUGAUUGCCAAGUAUCUGGACGCUUCAGUGAGACAGUUCCACUUUCUGAUUAAAGGCCUAGAAAAAGUAGCAGCAGAUUGCAAGAAACUCAACAUAUCAUUCCAUUUGCUGGAAGGCAGUGGAGCGGACGCUCUGCCCCAGUGGGUCAUAGACCACAACAUUGGGGCCGUGGUGUGUGACUUCAACCCCCUGAGAGUGCCCAUGGGAUGGCUUGAAGGUUGCAAAAAAAAGCUGAAGAAGGAUGUGCCUUUAAUACAGGUAGAUGCCCACAACGUGGUCCCGUGCUGGGAAGCCUCCGACAAGCAAGAGUACUCAGCCCGGACUAUCAGGAACAAAAUCAACUCAAAACUUGGGGAAUAUUUGACAGAGUUCCCUCCAGUCAUCAGACACCCUUACACAAGCAAGUUUGAGCCAGAGCCAAUAGAUUGGGAUAAAGCCAUAGAGUCCAGAGAGGCAGACAAGUCAGUGGGGCCCAUAGAGUGGGCCAACCCCGGCUAUGAUGAGGCUGUGAAGACGCUCAAGAGCUUCUUAGAUAAGAGGUUGAAAAUAUUCUCCACCAAGAGGAACGACCCAACGCAAGAUGCUCUGAGUAAUCUAUCACCUUGGUUUCAUUUUGGUCAAAUAUCAGUGCAGAGAGUGGCGCUAUGCGUCCAAGAGUACAAAUCUAAGUGCACCGAGAGCGUCAACGCGUUCCUAGAAGAAGCGAUCGUGCGCAGCGAGCUGGCCGACAACUUCUGCUUCUAUUGUGAACACUAUGACAGCCUCAAGGGCGCGAGUAAUUGGGCGCAGAAGACCUUGGACGACCACAGAAAGGACAAAAGACAGUACAUAUACACACUGGAGCAGCUAUCAAAAGGAGAAACACACGACGAUCUGUGGAACUCUGCCCAGAUUCAGCUAGUUAAAGAAGGCAAGAUGCACGGCUUCCUCAGAAUGUACUGGUGUAAAAAGAUUCUGGAGUGGACCCCCUCACCUGAGGAUGCCCUCAAGUACAGCAUUUACUUGAAUGACCACUAUAGUGUGGAUGGGCGAGACCCAAAUGGCUAUGUUGGUUGCAUGUGGUCAAUAUGUGGCAUCCACGACCAAGGCUGGGCGGAGAGAGCGAUCUUCGGAAAGAUCCGCUUUAUGAACUACGAAGGAUGCAAAAGAAAGUUCGACGUCAAGGCAUUUGUCGCAAGGUACGGUGGAAAAGUACACAAAUACGUGCCGAAGAAAUAAGGAUUGUAUUCUCACUUUUGAAUCGCUAUUUACCAUAGUAAAGAUGUUUUUCGUACUUACAAGUUAGAUUAUCGAAUUUUGGUAUUUUUAGUAUUUAAUUAUCUUAAGAUAAUUUUAUAUAUUUAUUCAAUAAGCCAAUAUUAUAUUCGGCAGUGGUUAAUCAAGAUAUCCACUAGUUGAAAGCCUUUUUUUUACAUAUUGCAAUAAUAUCGAUAUGUGAUUUAAAGUACAAAACUGCAUUACCUCAUUAAUUGUUAAGAGUUAAGGGUUGUUACUUAUGUGAUUGUGUUCAAAUAAUUCUUAAAGCAAUAGAAAGAAUCGCAAUACAUAUUAAUUUGUUAUUACUUUUUUAACAAGUUUUUUUCUUAUUCCUUAUUCCAAGCAUUCCUAGUAAUUUAUUAUAGUUUUAGGGUCAACGCUGACAGCAGCGGAUCCCGCGAGAGGUCAAUCCUACUAAUAUUAUGAAUGCGAAAGUUUGUGUGGAUGUCUGG
Ostrinia furnacalis (Asian corn borer) is the source of this 2121-nucleotide messenger RNA. RefSeq names its product deoxyribodipyrimidine photo-lyase photorepair (gene phr). Bases 59 to 1630 code for a protein of 523 amino acids. Gene Ontology annotation, molecular function: deoxyribodipyrimidine photo-lyase activity. The record is from RefSeq and is a predicted model, not a curated record. The transcript is spliced from 7 exons. Lineage: Eukaryota; Metazoa; Arthropoda; Insecta; Lepidoptera; Crambidae. Gene Ontology annotation, biological process: photoreactive repair.